AUGAGUAUGAUGGGUGAACUCAUGUUCUUCCUUGGACUACAAAUUCAACAAUCUGAAGAAGGAACUUUCAUAUGUCAGACCAAAUAUACAAAAGAGCUGAUUCAAAAUUUUGGUAUGAGCAAUGCAAAAUCAAUUGGCACACCAAUGAGCCCUUCCACAAAUCUAGACAAAGAUGAACAUGGUAUUCCUGUUGAUGAAACUAAAUAUCGUGGAAUGAUUGGAUCACUGCUGUUUCAGUCAGCUCCCAAGGAAUCACAUUUUACUGCCAUAAAAAGAAUCAUUCGAUUUCUCAUUGGGACUGUAUCUCAUGGAUUAUGUUACCCUCGCUCUAACUCUUUUAAAUUAGAAGGUCUUUUCGAUGCUGACCUUGCAGGUGAUAAGGAUGAUAGAAAAAGCACAAAUGGUACAUGUCAAUUACUAGGAAAGGCAUUGAUAUCCUGGAAUAGUAAAAAACAAGCAUCAGUCGCAUUGCCUACUACUGAAGCUAAAUACAUUGCUAUUGGACAAUGUUGCGCACAACUACUGUGGAUGUCUCAUCAACUAGGUGAGUAUGAACUUUCGUUUAAAGCCUAUACAAUUUUUUUGUGA
Molecule: messenger RNA, 588 nt
Organism: Nicotiana tabacum (common tobacco)
Lineage: Eukaryota; Viridiplantae; Streptophyta; Magnoliopsida; Solanales; Solanaceae
Source: RefSeq, a predicted model, not a curated record